AAAAGAAGAUAAGAUAAAAUAGUAAUAUAAUAAUUGUCAUUUUAUGUGCUUCGCGCACAUAGUAGUCAGCUGCUAUGUCGUUUAUACCAACUGGAGAAAGUGAAUAGCCUUCAAUCCCCAUUUGUACCGUCUACAUAUCACGAAUAGCUUUAGUCCUGUCUCAGUCCUCGCUCACUGAUCGUCGCUUAAAAGUAAUAAGAGAAAUAAAAUAUCGUAGUAAAUCAAGAAACCAUCGACAUUACCAAAUUUGUAAAAUCGAGAAAAUUCGCGAAAAAAAAGAAUAAGGAGAACUAGAAUUCUGUAAAAGUCAUACAAUGUCACGAUCAUGAACGUGAAAUACUUUUGCUGUCACAAGAAAUAAGAGAAGUGUCCAAUAACUUAUAACGAAAUAAUGCUGGAAAUUAUAUUCUGGUUGUUCAUCAUUUUAUUGUCGUCGUUGAUAGUUUUGAGUGUCGUCACUAGAAUCGGCAGCACUCUGUGGCAGAUCAUUGUGCCGAUUAUCGACUGGAAACCGAUUGAUUUACGAACAAAGUUCGGCGAUUGGGCAGUGGUGACUGGAUCUACCGAUGGCAUUGGCAAAGCUUAUGCAAAAGAAUUAGCCUCAAGAGGAAUAAACCUGGUGCUAAUCAGUCGAAAUUUGGAGAAGCUGGAGAAAACAAAGAAUGAAAUUACGCAAGAGAAUCCAACAAUUGAAGUAAAAAUAAUCGUGGCGGAUUUCAGUAAAGGGAAAGAAAUUUUCGAGAAGCUUGCGAAACAGCUUGAAAAUAUUCCAAUUGGUAUCUUAGUAAACAACGUGGGUUUGAUGUAUAAUUAUCCAAUGUACGUCGGAGAGGUCCCAGAAGAUAUGUUAUGGGACAUCAUUAAUGUAAAUAUCGGAGCUACUACGUUAAUGACACGAAUAGCCAUUGGACAAAUGCAAAAACGUGGAAAAGGCGCCAUCGUUAAUUUAUCAUCCGGUUCAGCGUUCCAACCAUUACCAUUAAUGGCCGUAUACGCUGCGACGAAAAUUUAUAUCAAAAGCUUUUCUGAGGCGCUCAGAGUAGAGUAUUCUAAAUUUGGAUUAACAGUACAGAAUUUAACUCCGUACUUUGUCAGUACAAAUAUGAACGCGUACAGUAAUCGAUUACAGGUAUCUAAUAUUUUUGUGCCUAACCCGACGACUUAUGCUAAAAAUGCGAUUAACACACUUGGAAAGGUAAAUUCCAGUACGGGCUACUGGACCCACGAAAUUCAGAAGAUCAUAAUUCUACUUUCACCGGUGCAACUAAGAACGAAGAUUGGAAUGUUUAUGAAUAAGAAUUUAAGAAAUGAAUAUUUUAAACAGAAGGGAAAUAAUUAAACACCAGACAAUGUAUAUACCGGUAAUUAGUGAUUAGAUCAAAACCCUUAUAACUGUUAAAAUAAAAAAUUUAUUCCUAAUAUA
Molecule: messenger RNA, 1423 nt
Organism: Frieseomelitta varia
Lineage: Eukaryota; Metazoa; Arthropoda; Insecta; Hymenoptera; Apidae
Product: inactive hydroxysteroid dehydrogenase-like protein 1
Exons: 5
Coding region: 392-1339 (315 amino acids)
Cellular component (GO): endoplasmic reticulum
Molecular function (GO): oxidoreductase activity
Source: RefSeq, a predicted model, not a curated record